CGAGCCCCUAGCGACGGGGCUAAGGCGGGGGGGCGGCCAUGGCGGCGGGGACGCGCCGGGAGGAAGAGCGGAGGCAGCAGGAGGAGGAGGAAGAUGAGGAGGAGGAGGAGCAGGAGCAGGAGCAGAGGGUCCCCCCUAUUGCAACAACUCCACCGCAUCGUCGUUGGAAGGAGGAAUCGCUAAGCCAGAGCAGCAGUGAGACCCAGGCGUCGGCUACCAGCGGCAUCUCCCUAGGAGAAGCGAUAUGUCAGAGAACUGCCAUUAAUCAGGAAAUUGAGUCGUGGUAUCAGCUUCCACCAGAAGUGGAUGCCAGCCGAUUAACUGCUGCCUCAGAGACGAAGCUUGGCCUGACUUGUGAUAGAAAUGACCUGACAGAGUUCCCUACGCUGGAGGAAGGAGUGUUGUCUUCAGCAGAAACAUCCAGAAGGCAGUAUCCUGGAGAUACAUCACGUGGCUUACUGCUGGAUAUUCAGGACAGUCAAUUCUCUCCCUGUCUUCCCCUGCUGACGUAUUCAACACAAGGCCGGAGGUUUUCAGAUGAGACGCUUCUCCAGCAAUCAGAAAUGGAUUUUAUUCCUUUAAGAGGAGUCCCUGAUGUUUCUGGUGCUUCUGAGGAGCAUUCAAAGCCUUUGCACGUAGAAGAAGCUGUGUGUCUGGUGGAUGCUGGAGUAACCUCCAGUGCACCCAGUGACUGCUUUAGUUUGUCUCAGCAUCCGCUUCCAUUCAGACACGGGGAACCUUGUGAUGCCAGUUUUAGUGGUGGUUUGUCUCAGCAAGCCUCUUGUUUUUCUGGACAUCUACUUGUGAACAAGGAGGCAAAUGAAGACUGUAAAAACAACACUAAUGGAAAGACACUGAUCCCCCAAACAGGUGACAGUUUAGCAAGCUCCACUUCUAAAACGAUGCUAAUCCAGGAAAGUAGACUGAACAAAAUGGAAGCUUCUUUUGCAAAGCAGACCUGUAGUACUUCUGCAAAAGAUGAACAUUUCUCUUGUGACAACGAUGUGAAAGCUCCUGGUUUUGAGCUUGCAGAGGAGGAAAAAGGGUUAUUGAGGCACGAUGAGUUCUCAUCUUCUGAAAACUCCUCUUGUAAAAUAACACUGACUAAGAAUUCAGAAAAAUGUGAAAGAGAGAUGCAGAUGGAGAAAGUAACAAUGGCUGAGACAGAGUCAGAAGGAUGCCUGAGACACCUAGAGAAGUUGGAAAAAGACAAGAAUGUUUCUGGGCUUGAUUUCUCUAAUAAGUUGUCUGAUGAUUUGAGGAAAGACAGUUGUAAAACUUCAGAUGGACAGGAUACAUUUUCUGCAAAGACUUGUGAAAUACUCGGAGAGUCUGAGGAGCAUGGAGCAGAUUUAAAUGACUUUGGAAGUGUGAAAUUUGUGGCUGUUACUAAUGAGCCCCAGGGAGCUUUCCUAGAUCAUCAGCAGAAACAAGCAUCUCCUGCAGUGAGAUUUGAGAAAGAGGAGCUUGUCCCUGUUGUGACGAGCACUAGUGAUUGUACACCUAAACAGCUCGUCGUGACGGACAUGGAAGCUCCUUCUUCACGUGGUGAGAAUGCCCUAGUGGAAGGAGAACCUGGAGUGCGCAGGGGUGAAUUAACUAUUUCAGAUUUUUCCAUAGAAAGGGGACAUAAACUUAGAGACAUUUCCCCUUCAUUUAAUUUCCUCAUAGGUGAUGGCUCAUUCUUUGGACACCUUGCUCGUCCAAGCUAUCAGUCUACUCCAGGGAUACUUGUAAACAAAACUGAGGCAGAACCCAGUGCUCGAGUGAUCAAGUCGGAUAUUCAGGCCUCUCCUUUGUGCUUAAAUGAAGAAAAUUCUGGGAACUUGUCUACCGGUACACCUACAUCUGUUGAGAAGGAACAUUCUCUGCAAUGUGCUCAGAAAGAAAAUGACAAACACUUUGAGUCCUUUAAACUGAAAUAUCCUCACAUGGGAAGAAUUCAGUCACUCCCAUCACUCACCUUCAUGGAGAAGGUGGGGACUUGGAAUAUGAGCCCGUCAGACAAGAUAUCUGAUGCACUGGCUUCAUCUCACCCAAGUGGAAUUUCUCCAAGAAAGAAAGCCUACAGUGCAAUUACCAGUUCUUUGAACAAUAUUUUGUCAACACAGAAUAGUAGUAGAAACCCUAAAGGUUAUCUUGCUGCUUCUUCUGGGGAGACACAUUCCCUGGAAAGUUUGCAUUGUUACAAUAAAAACUUAGAGCAUGUUCACCCUCUUACUAGAUCUCAGUCUGACAACUCAGUAAAUGUCGCUGGUAGAAACACCUCCCUGACUGACAUUGUUCAGCCAGCAACAUCAACGGAGGCGAUGCAACCUUUAGAAGAAAAAAGUAGUGUUCUAAGAGUGUCUGAAAAUAGAUUAGGAGGCUCCAUGAUACACAAGUUUACAACUGAGAUGGUUUCUGGACCUACUGAUAAAGAUGCUGAAAGUAACAGUACAGGACAAAGUUCAGACCCAAAUGGUUUCAUUUCCUGUGAAAGAGUUGCUCAGCUCCUUAGAGAGGAUAGAAACUCUCCAGAUGAUGACCAGAAGAAUUGUGGUGGUCUUGAAAAUCAACAACUGCCUCAUAACUUAGAUACUCCUACUGGUCAUGUCAGCACAGACAAUUUAGGGGAUAUUUCCCAAGAUAGUUUGAAUCUUCCUGCUAGUUCUGGGGAAAAUAGCCAGGGGGGCUCAGGCUCAGCAGGGUGCUCUUCAGCAGUUUCCGGACACUUCUUCACCAGUGCAGAAGACGAUAACUUCAUCCCCUUUGGAACAGCUUGUUUGGGAACUCCGGAAAAAGAAGAGUUUAAUAUUGAAGAAAGGAUCCCAAUAUACCUUCGCAACCUUGGCAUUGAUCAGUCACCUGGAACUAUACUGACUCCGUUUGUACCCCGAGGACCCAUCAGGGAAGUUGAAUUUUCCCCUUCAGAGCUCAGAACACUGAAGGACUCCACUGACACGCUGGCGAGGACCCAGCAGCCCCAAGGUGAACUGCUGGCAGCAGUUGAAGUUACACAAACAAGUUUCAACUCUGGCACUUCCACUGUCAGCAUUUCUAUACCAACGAAUUCAGCUGUUGGCUCCGAUGUUCUGUCACCUAGUGAACUCUCUCCCAACUUCUCAAGAUCUUUUGGAGACAAACCCGUGAGUCCGUGCAGCGUGUCGUGCCACCAAGCGGAGAUAAGUGCUCCGCUUUCCACACAGCAGGAGGCAGAACAUUCAUCUGUCUCCAGAGUAGCUGAACCAAACCAGCACCUGCAGACUGUUUCACCUGACUGCCAUUCUGACAGAGAGAGUCCCAUGCUGGCUGCAAAACGUGUUCAGGAUCUGCUAGUUAAAAAUGAGUUGAAAGAUGUGAGUAGCAGCUCACAGAGAUGGACUACCAGUUCCUUGGCUGGAGUUAAAGGUGAAAUAGAAGUUGAGAGAGGAUCACAAACUUCGAGUAUAGGUAGUGAGAGAAAUAAGGGUCAGGAAAGUGAUUCUCAGAUUGGAUCUGGUGCAUUGCAAGAAAUAUGUAAGCUUUUGGCAGAGGCAGAGGUUAUAGCUGGCAGCUGGUGUGACCCUGUCUUUUCUGCUGCCUCUUCUAGAGAAACUGGUGAGUCUUCCCCAGUGCUGAUUAAAAAGGAGGAUGGCCCAAAAGAUUCUGGGUUGGAGAAAGACAGUGUCCUUUGGUUUCAGAAGAUACUGUCACAGGAUGAGACUAUGACCCAAAGAAGUAUGCAAGAAGAGGGAUCGGUAAUAAAGCCUCCGGAUUCUCACAAAGGCAAUUUAAGAUGGGAAAGUUCUUCUGAUGUCAAUUUGCGUAGCAGUGAAGAGAUGAUAAAGGAGAUGACCAAAGAGUUUAGGAUGGGGAAAUCCGUAGGAAGGUCGGAGCCAGAAGGCUGCAGCAGUGUAACUACAGACAGAAAUCAACCUGUUUUCAUGGCUGUUGCACAAAGCAAUGCAAGUAGUGAACUCAGCACUGAAAGAAUUUCAGGGUUGGGGAAUCCUUCUUCUGAGCCUCACGGCAGUGCUGCCGAUGUUCCAGGAAGCUUCCAGAGCUUGUUGUCUAAAGCUAGUGUAGCUGGAAGCAAGGCAGGAGGUAUGCAAGAGAGUGAUGGCAGUAGCAGUGGAGAUUCACUUGCUGCCCGCGUCAAAAACCUUCUGAGGAAUCCAUCUUCAGUGCCUCUAGACAGCAUCACUGAUGUCGCAGGAGGCUUCCAGAGCAUGUUGUCAAAAGUGAGUGUAGCUGGAAACAAGGCAGGAGGCAUGCAAGAGAGCGAUGGCAGUAGCAGUGGAGAUUCACUUGCUGCCCAUGUCAAAAGCCUGCUGAGGAAUCCUCCUUCAGAGCCUCUAGGCAGCAUCACUGAUGUCCCAGGAGGCUUCCAGAGCAUGUUGUCGAAAGCGAGUGUAGCUGGAAGCAAGGCAGGAGGCAUGCAAGAGAGCGAUGGCAGUAGCAGUGGAGACUCGCUGGCAGCCCGUGUCAAAAGCCUUCUGAGAAGUGGAUCACCUGCAAUCCAUGCGACACAAAUUCUGAGUGGUGUGGAUGAAGAGGAGAGGAAAGCACGAGCAUGGGUGAAGCUAAAGCUGGCCAGCCGAUCUCAGGAAUCUGUGUCAGACUUGAAUGAAGAGGACCGACAAAGAAUAGAGGAGAUAAAGGCGGAGCUGCUUCUGAGUGCCAAGAAAUCUGGACUAGCCAAGGGUGCAUGGAGUUGCAGUUUGGAAGCUGCUUCUGGCUAUGGCUGUAAUCAGGAACAGGACAUAGACUACUUCAAAGCUUUGAGUGACAAAAGAUUUCAUGCUGACAGCCAAACACAAGCCUUCAGGACUAAGGAGCUUUUAGAGUCGAGCUUACAACAAGUCGUGCCUUUAUACAGAGCUAAUCCUCCUGAUCAUGGCCUUCUGAAGGAUACACCCUUUAAAUCUCCGAUCUGCAGCCAACAUCAGCCAGUUGCAAGUAGUCAUUCUGCUGGCAUCGUUGGACUUCACUCACCAUUGCAGAAGGAACGGGACAGAUGUGUGGUGAGGUCUGCAGCUGCUUCUGAUGUGCAAACAGAAGUCCAUUUACCAGCUCAGAAAAAGCUGUCUUUUCCAAAGUGUUCUGAAGAGAUGUCUAAGCAAAUUACCUCUAUCACCUUUUCAUCCCGAAAACGUUUUCCGUCGCCUCUGACUUCCAUGGCACUCAGCGGCAGUCUUAGUGGAGAUGGUCUCGAUAGGUUAAUGCCUUUGGAGGUUGGUUCUGCUAGCGCUGAGGAACAGAGCCAUGGCAAGCAACAUUGGGAAAGAUCUAAGGCUUGUCCUCCUUCAAGUCCAGUUCUCGCUGGCUCACGGUCUAAUGAGAUGGCAUUUACUGCUGACAGAGCCAGGUUUCAUCAUGUCUCUGCUGGCAGUGACAGAGCUGGAGCUUAUCAAGAAACAGACUGUUUGUCAGAUCAGGAUUCUGUAAGCAUCCGUGCUGAUGAGAGACAGACCCUUAGUGCAAAAAAUUCUGACAUUCUGUCUCAAGAUGUGACUGAAUCGGGCAGGCAUAGUGCCAGAAUCCUCGGGCUAGACUCUGCUGCAAGAUUCAGUCAAGGUACGAAUGGGCUUUCUGAACCCUGUUCUGUAAACUCUGAUCAGCAGGAGAAGAGCAGCCCGCCUGGCCACGUCCAGUUGUGUGAGAGCUUAGAGGAUUCCCAUCCAGCCAUACAAACUGAUUUGCUGAAGGGCCAAGUUAAGCUGCUGGAAGAAGAGCAACGUCCUUCUGAUGCAGUGCCUCUCAUUCAGAAAGAGGCUUCCGGAGAGCAAAUCGGUGCGUCUUGCCAUUCAUCUCCAGAUGAGGUUUUAACCACCAUGUCUGUGUCUCCUGCAUCGCCAAUUAAGAAAGUGCUGUCUUGUGUCCACAUAACUCUUUCCCCAAAAUGUAAUAACUCAGAGCUGCACAGGGACUUGAAUACUGCAAAUGAGAUGAGACUGGGGGAUAAACCUGAAGUUAAUACCCUACCAGUGCCUUUAAAAACUCCAAAAACUUUGUUAGAAGCUGUAUCUAAAUUACCAACUGCUGCCCUUAUUCCAGAAGAUCAGAGAGGUUCAUCUUUCCCCAUGCCAGUGUCUUCAGCAGAUCACUGCCUGGUGCUUUCCUCUGUUCCAAGCACAGCAGCCCAAGAGCUGCCUCCGCAAGGCAGUGAGAGCCUGCAGGCUGUGGGUUCAGGGGGAUGUGAUCUGAAGAAUAUCUGCAACUCCAUAGUUCCUGCAGAAACUGGGAAAAGUACCUCUGAUGCCACCACCCAGAUAACGACAGAAAGUCCUGAAAAGACAACCUUUUCAGCAGAAAUUUAUGUUAAUUCACAAGACAGUGAAAAUACUACCCAUCAGUCAUCUCUCCAGAAAAUACGUGAAUUUCCCCAAAAUGCAACUUCAUCUCUUAACAAAAUUUCCUCUUUCCUGAGGCAGGGUGAUCAGCCGUUACUACUGCCGUAUAAACCUUCUGGAAGUAGUGGGUUGUAUUAUGUUCCUUAUCUCAGAGCAGGAUCCAAAAUUUCUCCAGUUGGAUCAGAAGCUAGUGUUAAGAGCUCUCACUCAGGAUCAAAUGAUGCUCUUCCCUCAAGGUUUCCAGGAAAUGUGCUUGGUUUCAGAGAUGAUAAUCCUCCAGACAGUACGGCUAUCAAGCAUAAAGACGGAAUGUACGCGAAGAGGGCGAAGCCCAAGCUAGCCUGGGCUGAGGAACAAAUGAUACCCCUAGAGGCUGCCCCAGAACACGCGGAUCGUUUAAAGUCUGUGAAAACCACUCACUCGGUCUUCAGGUCUGCCCAGUUCUACCUUCAUCAUCCCAUGUCCAUGCGUGAGAGCUCCUUCCAGUCGAACAGCGAGCUCUCGGAGGACGGUUCUGGUGUUGGACGCGCUAGACCUGCCUCAAGUGCUGUCUUCCAGAACCGGAAGAAUGCACAUCGCCAUAAACGUGUUUUCUCUGCCCGUCAUAAGAACGAUGGUGAAAACGAGUUCUUCCCACUCGCUGCAGAAGCAGAUUACAGCAAGAACGAGGAUCUAAAUGUUGGUACGUCUCCGGAGAGUGAAAUGUCUGGAAAGGAGCUGCUUCAACACGGCAGAAGAGACGCAGAACAAAAGGCAGCUAGAAGUUAUCCUUUAACCUGUAGCCAAACGACUUGUCUUCGUGAGAAUGUGGAGAAAGACCUGCCGCUGAGACAGAUAACCCACUCCACCGGUAGCUUGGAUGACCUCUGGGUUAAGUUUCUGGAGCACCAGAAGAGAUACCAGCACCAUGAUUUUAGGGGUAACGGUGAGCUCUCCCUCAUUGAGCGCCUCGAUCGAUUGGCCAGGAUCCUUCAGAAUCCCAUUAAGCAUACACUAAUACCAGCAAAAUCAGGAAAGAAUGUUUUUGAAAGAAAAUACAAGAUAAGAGAGCAGAAGAAAGUAAGGCUGCCAGAAAAGAGCAUGUCUGAAAGUACUUCGGAGCCUCAUGCAGCAUGUGUUGAAGAAAGGCCAUUUAUCAACCAUGAUGAAAAUAGCUUUGUUGAGCUUAGGAAAAGUAGGUCAGAAGAGAAAAUGAUCUGCCACAUGAAUAAAAUUUUGGAGCACCAGCAGUACUUGGAAACUCCUAGUGAUACUUCCUCAGAGAGCGGGCUUAGUAAAGAUCAUUGCACCACAAUAAGUUCUACCAUCUCUGAAUCAGAUGGGGUAACCCAAACAGAGCUGGAAACUGUUGCUCAGACUGAGGUGAGCAGUUCCAUUUCCACCAUCGACACCGCCAGGCUCAUCAGGGCUUUUGGGCAUGAAAGAGUGCGGGUGUCACCAAGACUUUCCCAGCUUUAUUGCACCAUCAACCAGCAGAAGAGUCGCUCUGAAAAGUGGGACAAGGGAAGCAGCAAAGCAGUGGGCGUAGAAUAUCCCAAGGUUACUGCUGAGAAACACAGGAAAUGGAAAGAGACCCAGAAGGCAAUCCGUGUUUCGUUGGAUUCAACUUCAAGCAGCAGUUCUUGGGGGCCAAGCUCAGCUCUUAGCAACAAGCGACGAACACGGAUGUUAAACAAAGGUGUCCAAGCAGGAGACUUGGAGAUUGUGAACAGUGCAACUAAGAAAAACACCCGAGAUGUUGGUGUGACUUUUCCUACACCAAGGCCCAGCCAGCCAAAUCAACGGCCACGGAAACCCUGGCAUUGUGUCGAUGGUAUUUUUGGAGAGUCAGCUGGUAUGGUCACAGAUCAUCAGGCAGCAGGAAGCAAGGGAAUUUCAUGGUUUGUCCAAGCAGAGGAUUUGAAAUCUGAAUCUAGGAAAGAAAACUUGACCAAUUCUUGUCCUGGUCCGUCUUGGUUUGAACCACUGACCAACACUAAGCCCUGGAGGGAGCCUCUUCGAGAGAAGAACUGGCAAGAGCAGCAGCACAGCAACGUGACUCAGCCAGCAGUUCCAGAAAGAGAUGCUGAGACCAGGUCCUUUCGGCCGCUUGUGAAGCUUACGCUACAGGAGGCUCUUGCAGUGCAUCGCCCUGAUUUCAUCUCCCGCUCUGGCGAGCGGGUGAAGCACCUGAAGCUUGUAAUGGAGGAAAGGAGGAUACAGAGCGUGCUGCAGUCUGAACGCGAAGAGCUAUUUAAUCCUCCGGAGAAAAGGCAGGGCUACAGGAACGCAAGUCACAUGCUUUCUGACAGAGGUUACCUGGUUAAAGAAAAGAGAAGAACAAUUCCGAAGAGUGAAAUGGUUCAAAGAUCUAAACGGAUCUACGAGCAGCUGCCAGAGGUGCAGAAGAAGCGAGAGGAAGAGAAGCGAAAAUUGGAAUACAACUCGUACCGCCUGAAAGCACAGCUUUACAAAACGAAAAUCACCAACCGUGUCUUAGGGAGGAAGGUACCUUGGAACUGAUAAGGAUCUCCUCUUCAAAUGAAAGCGUGUUGUGCUUAGUAAACUCUGCAGCAUCUUCCUCUGUAAAGGAGAUUGUGAAGUGAAAUAGAUAAUGCAGUAAAUAUCAUGCAAUGUAUGUUUUGUAGCAUUCAAUGAUGUCUUUUUGUACAAAUAGAAUCUUGCCAUAUUUUUUAAGAUAUUAAAGGAUCAGUGGUUUGAAGUGAACAACAGGUUUUUAAGUAAGUGGCUGUUGCUUGUAGUGCUGUUAUGGACUUCCAAAAUAUUUUUUGGCCGUACUUGGUCCAUAAUAUAUUUAUAACUACGUGAUUGAAAUAGGAGUUUUAUAUAAAUUUUAAAUAGUUUUUAACUGAGAUUUUUAUUUUUUUUUUAAUUUCCUAUUUCAUUGUAGAAAACCUGUUUGUAAUUGUUUUGUACUGGGGAAAAAAAAAUUAAAUAACAUCAGGUGAAUUUGUAGCAAUCAUGAAAUAUAUCUUCACUGUCCUUACGGACAAGAUGGAAAGAAACUGUGCUGUCAUCACCACGGACUCUACCCACCACAGGAUUCAGUGAAGAACUUAGUGCAACUGUGACAGCUGUUUAAGCUGGACAUCAUUAGUACCAGAGAUUGAAGGUGUCAUGACUACAUUUACUUUUUGAUUGGUUUGCUGUCAUUCUGUUAACAGGAGAGUCUAAUCAAAGAAUUUUUAUUAUUUUUUUAUUUUUUUACUAUUUUGAGAGUUUUUAAGGUUUGCCAGGGAGAGUCCCCUUCACUUCAUUAGAUGCUUUUACAUUCACAGGAUGGUUGGUUAUGCACUUAAUGAGCAACACAGUGGUAAAAGAUGAAAAAUAAAGAUUGUGGUUCUUGG
This is a messenger RNA of Cygnus olor (mute swan), 9661 nucleotides long. It is a transcript of the gene ALMS1, whose product is annotated as ALMS1 centrosome and basal body associated protein. Gene Ontology annotation, biological process: regulation of centriole replication. Gene Ontology annotation, cellular component: cytosol; centrosome; centriole. NCBI's taxonomy places the organism in Eukaryota, Metazoa, Chordata, Aves, Anseriformes, Anatidae. The transcript is spliced from 19 exons. The coding region runs from base 39 to 8816 and encodes 2925 amino acids. The record is from RefSeq and is a predicted model, not a curated record.